AUGGGUAAGUGGAUCAACGCUACACCAGCACAAACAGCCAAUUCUUACUUGGAAGAUGUUGCAAAUAAGGUUAAGGGAAUGCCAGGUGGAAGUAACAUCAAAAUUCCAACUGCACCAGGAGGCGGGACUGUAGUCAUCAAGAAUCCACCCGCUAUUCCGACGGUUGCAUCAACAACAACGAAGGCACCGACUACAACAACAACAACAAAGGCACCGAUGACAACAACAAAGGCACCGAUGACAACAACAAAGGCACCGACGACAACAACAACAAAGGCGCCGACGGCAACGAACGUGGCUACCACAAUGCAAGUAUCAAUUACAACAACGACGCAAGCACCGACUUCAACGCAAGCACUGACUUCAACUCAAGCACAGACUUCAACGCAAGCACCGACUUCAACGCAAUUUCAUAGUACCACACAAGUACAGAGUACCACACAAGUACAGAGUACCACACAAGUACAGAUUACCACACAAGUACAGAGUACCACACAAGUACCGACUACAAUGCAAGUAUCGACUACAACGCAAGUACCGAGUACAACGCAAAUACCGAGUACAACGCAAGUACCGAGUACAACGCAAGUACCGAGUACAACGCAAGUACCGAGUACAACGCAAGUACCAACUAUAACCCAAGUACCGACCACAACGCAUGUAUCGACUUCAACGCAAGUACUUACUACACCAACGACCCAAGUUUGGAGUACAACAUCAUCGUCCACUACAAUCAUGUCAACUUCAACCACUAAAGUACCAAUAACAAUAGCAAUCACGACAACAACCAUACCACGUACCACAAUUACUGGAAACGAACUCAGUACUCAAAUUGUCGAUAGAAGUUUGAUCGUAAUUCAACUCGUUUCUCAACUAAUAAAAGUAUAUACUUCAAAACUUGAGACAGGGUGCGGGUGGUGUGAUUGUUGUAAUAUUUACGUGACAUAAAAGUUAAUCAAAUUAAAAUCAAAAUGGGAA
Messenger RNA from Bradysia coprophila, 978 nucleotides. RefSeq lists its product as uncharacterized. The record is from RefSeq and is a predicted model, not a curated record. NCBI's taxonomy places the organism in Eukaryota, Metazoa, Arthropoda, Insecta, Diptera, Sciaridae.